Messenger RNA from Vigna radiata var. radiata (mung bean), 1080 nucleotides. RefSeq lists its product as uncharacterized. The transcript has a single exon. Lineage: Eukaryota; Viridiplantae; Streptophyta; Magnoliopsida; Fabales; Fabaceae. Gene Ontology annotation, molecular function: zinc ion binding; nucleic acid binding. The coding region runs from base 1 to 1080 and encodes 359 amino acids. The record is from RefSeq and is a predicted model, not a curated record.
AUGGAAAGCAUAGAUUUGGAAAAAUUGAAGGUUGAAGAGUUACAAAACUCUCUUGAAAUCCACGAACAGCGAUUGCUAGAGAGAAAGACUGCAGAACUAGAUGCAAUACAGAACACCAAUCAGGCGUUGCAAGCCAAGAUUCAGAAAGGUUGUGGAACCGGCAGAGGAAGAGGUAGACAAGGUGGUCGUGGAGGCCGAAAUGGAGGGAGAUUCAUCAAUAAUGUCGAACAAACCAAAAGUGAAAUAAGCAGUGAUCAAAAGGAAGGAAAUCACAGAGGCAGAGGGAAACCCAGAGGAAAAGGAGGAAGAAAGAGUGUUGAAAGAAGAAAUGUGCAGUGCUAUACGUGCAACAAGUUUGGUCAUUACUCCUCUGAAUGCUGGCAUAAUGAGAGUAACAAGAAAGAAGAUAACAACGAAGCCAAUCUUGUAAAAGAUGAGAUGGAAUCAGAUUCAGAUCACGUGAUGUUAAUGACAGUUGCAUCGCAUGAAGAAAUUAGAGAAGAUAGAAAAAUAGCAUGCAAAGAAUUCAAUCAGCAAACAAGCAAGGAAUUGGACAGGUGUGAAAAGGAAACUAAGUGUGUCACACACGUGUCUGUUGCAGAGAAAGAAACCCAUGCAGAACAGGAGAUGUCAUGGUAUCUGAAUACUAGUAGUUCCAAUCACAUGUCAGGCAAUCGAAGGUGGUUUCUUGACCUUGAUACAAGUGUCAAGAGCACGAUUAGAUUCGGAGACAACAGCACCAUUCAAGCUGAAGGGAUGGGAAAAAUUUUGAUCAAAGGCAAAGAUGGAAAACCAGUAUAUCUGCACAACGUUCUUUAUGUGCCCAUGAUGAAGUGUAAUCUUCUUAGUCUUGGUCAGUUACUUGAAAAGGGUUUCACAAUGAAAAUGCAGAAGAGACAUAUCGAAGUUUUUGACAAGAAACAGCGUCUGAUAUUCAAAGCACCAGCUUCAAGGAAUCGAACGUUUAGAGUGAAUUUAAAUACAACGGAAAUUCAAUGCAUGGCUACAACAAGUGUUGAAGAGGAAUGGCUAUGGCACUAUCGGUUUGGGCAUUUGAAUUCAGAAGCCUAUGCCAACUGA